AUGAGCCAAAGGCAUCUUGAGGUCGCAGGUGAGAACCGGCAUGCGCUGAUACCCGAUGAACAGCGCAAACCAUCCGAGGAGGAGCUCGAUCAAGACAUUGCGCAACCAAUCUCACCGACUUCAAUUCUACCAUCGAUCGAGGCGCAGGCUACUACGCAAUCGCCAGCAGAAAAUCCCUUAGACCAGACACUCCUCAAUACUGCAAAAGCACGAGCGUCACAAGCACCGGGAUCAGUAUUCGCAAAGCCGAUUCUUCCAGCUUCCACCUAUUCAGAAGCGCCGGACCGGCGUGACAGCAAUCGGGACGAUGAACCCCAGCACAAGCGCCGAAAGACAGAGGAAGAAGGCCUUGAGCGACAAGGUCAAACAUCGCUUCCCGCAGCUCGAGCGAUCAUCCGCGAAGGGACGCCCAUGCCGUUCACUGUCAAUCACCCCAGACAUGGUGCAACAACCUAUCGCCACAUAGCCGACGACGACCUUCAAUCCCGAAAGCGUCCCGAUCUUGACUUGCGACCGCCUUGCAAGACCCACGUGGAGCUCAAGGGAUUGAAGCGCACAAUCCACGCCUUUGAAGAAUGGAGCUUGAAUCAGACUCUAUCGCAACCGGGCGAGGCUCCAUGGAUGCAGGAACUGUUUUAG
This is a messenger RNA of Zymoseptoria tritici IPO323, 639 nucleotides long. RefSeq lists its product as uncharacterized. The coding region runs from base 1 to 639 and encodes 212 amino acids. The record is from RefSeq and is a predicted model, not a curated record. The transcript has a single exon. NCBI's taxonomy places the organism in Eukaryota, Fungi, Ascomycota, Dothideomycetes, Mycosphaerellales, Mycosphaerellaceae.